GGCUGCUGUUUGUGCCAGUUCUUCUUCUUCUCUGGUUUCUGGGAGGUCAGACAGGGUCAGCCACCGUCUCCUGCAAGUUCAAGCAGCGAGGUCAAAGGUCAACACACAAACACUUGUGUGUGUGUGUGUGUGUGUGUCUAUAUUAGGGGGACUGAAGCAGAUCUUUAAUCUUUCUCUGCUGCUGUGAGCGCUGACAUGGAGCUGCAGAGAGCUCAGUCGAUCAACUGGGAGGAGGAAGAGGAGGAAGAGGAGGAGAUGAUGAUGCAGGUCGAGGACGGAGACUACGAGUCGUCCGUCUCUCAGGAGAAACAGGACGCCGGCUCCGAUCGACCAAUCAGCCUCAAGACGGAUAAAUCUGGUCGGCUCCUCCUGGAGACUCCGGCUGACCUCCAGAACCUUCUGCUGAUGAGGAAGUCCAAGAGAGAGCAGAAAGCUGCAGUCAGGAAACCUGCUGCUGCGCCCCCUGCUGUCCACGCAGUGCCGUACUAUGUGGACGAGGACGACUUCUUUAAGGCCUGCGACCAGAAGCAGCUGCUGGUGAUUGACAGGUACCUGUCCACAGGUGGAGACAUCAACGCCUGCGACGCAUUUCAGCGUUCAGGUCUGCACAGAGCGUCCUCUCAGGGUCACACAGAGGUCGCCACCAAACUGAUGGAGGCCGGCGCUGACAUCCACGCCAGAGACAAGCUGAGCUCUACUUGUGUCCACUUGGCGUGUCGAGGAGGAAAUCUCUCUGUUCUCAAACUGCUGUUGAACCACGGAGCCGAUAUUACUGCAAGAGACAAGUUGGACAGCACUCCUCUUCAUGUCUCUGUGAGGACCGGACACUUCGACUGUGCUGAACAUCUUAUUCACUGCGGAGCAGAACUCAACGCACAGGACAGAGAGGGAGACAGUCCUCUUCAUGACGCAGUUCGACUCAACAGAUUUAAAAUCAUCCAGCUGCUGUUGCUGCACGGAGCCAAGACUGAUCUCACCAACCAGGACGGACACUGUCCCCUGGACGCCGUGUUGGAGUGGCAGAACGAAACAAAGACGCUCCUCAGUGAGCAGAACGACAGGAAGUCAUGUCAUUAACGGACCAAUCGACCAAUCACUGCUCUCCGCUUCGCUGGCACAUCCUGUAUCUCCAGCAGCUGAAAACUUUCAAACAAACUUUAUGUUUUUACCUGUUACAUUCAAAACCCCAUUAAGAAUAUGUUUGAUUAAAUGUACAAAUAAAGUUUUUGGUUUAAAGUC
Dicentrarchus labrax (European seabass) is the source of this 1239-nucleotide messenger RNA. RefSeq names its product ankyrin repeat domain-containing protein 1-like. The record is from RefSeq and is a predicted model, not a curated record. Gene Ontology annotation, molecular function: RNA polymerase II-specific DNA-binding transcription factor binding. The coding region runs from base 196 to 1077 and encodes 293 amino acids. Lineage: Eukaryota; Metazoa; Chordata; Actinopteri; Moronidae. Gene Ontology annotation, cellular component: nucleus. Gene Ontology annotation, biological process: regulation of transcription by RNA polymerase II. The transcript has 10 exons.